GGUGUGUAUUUGGCCAAUAGGAAAUGAAGAAAAAUAUUGGUGUUGCUUAGUAGAGAAGAAAUUCUCCCUAAGAACAAUCAACAACGAAGAAGACUUGUUUAUUCUCUCAACAUACAGCUUUUCUAGUUGGCUUUUUGUAUAAAUUGAGAGAGUUAUAAAUGGAUCAGAUAUUGAACAAGGUUGGUUCCUACUGGAUUGGUCAGAAAGCCAACAAGGAGAUCAAUUCUGUCGGUGAUGACAUUAAUUCCCUGCAAAGCAGUAUCGAGGGAGGAAGCAAAUGGCUGGUGAACAAGCUUAAAGGAAAAAUGCAAAAGCCAUUGCCAGAACUGCUGAAGGAGUAUGACAUUCCAGUAGGCAUUUUCCCUCGUGAUGCCACUAACUACGAGUUUAAUGAAGAAACCAAGAAGCUCACUGUCUAUAUUCCUUCAGUAUGUGAGGUUGGUUACAGGGAUUCGUCUGUAUUGCGCUUCUCUACCUCUGUUACUGGGUACUUGGAGAAAGGAAAGCUGGCUGACAUAGAGGGAAUGAAAACGAAGGUUAUGAUUUGGGUAAAAGUUACUGCUAUUUCAUCUGAAAAAUCGAAGCUUUAUAUCACGGCUGGGUUGAAGAAAUCCCGUAGUAGGGAGGCUUAUGAGGUCUUGAGAGAUGGAUUCACUGUAGAUAAAUUCUAGUGUGAUCAACUCGUUAUGAACAUUAAAACCGUAAUAUAUUCUGAUGCCUUUAAAGGGCAUUCUAGCUCUUACUUGGUUCUUUGUUUGAGUUGUAGUUAUGACUGCUAUGUGAUACAGUUGUGUUAAUAUUUGUAACUUUGAUUUUAAUUGUAACGUUCAUUGCACUUAUGAAAUAUAAACACGUGAAUCUUUUAUAACUA
This is a messenger RNA of Lycium ferocissimum, 871 nucleotides long. RefSeq lists its product as uncharacterized. The record is from RefSeq and is a predicted model, not a curated record. NCBI's taxonomy places the organism in Eukaryota, Viridiplantae, Streptophyta, Magnoliopsida, Solanales, Solanaceae. The coding region runs from base 159 to 671 and encodes 170 amino acids. The transcript is spliced from 3 exons.